AUGCAGCGCCGUGUGGAGUCCCAGUUUCGCCGGGACUGGAACUUCGGCUACUCCAUAUGGAACUACAUCUUCCGAACAGCAGUCAACCUACAGAAAAACGUCUACAUGUACUCGAUCCCAGACGAGUCAAAUCCUGAAAGGCGCCGACCGAUGACUGGCAAGGAAGUCCUCAAAGGCGCGAGUGACCUGCUGCGGGCGCUGGACAGCAAAUACGCGGACGUCUCCGGCGAGCUGAAGGCCGUCAAGGGCGACUUGGCCAAAACGCGCUACUGCGUGCCCAGUCUCUCGCGCGAAGCAGUGAAAGUGCUCGACAACUUGGAGGCCAGGACGCGGAGGAUCCCUGGCACCCAAGAGGUGCGGACUACUAUGCGUUUGCAAACACAUGCCAACCGCGUCUGUUACGGGCUCUCCGUCUUCCUAACGUUCUCCCCCUCGGAGCGCGACACCGCGCUGAUGCUCCGCCUGGCCCGGGUACGGCAAAGCGACCCCUCCUUGCAAAGCGACAGAGACAGAAGCUUCCAAUCUCGGAGCUCGCCCAAGCUAGACGAGGAGUUCUGUAGACUCUCGCCCGAGGCGCUCUUGGAGGAGCUUCCCGACUACGACGAACGCAAGACGCUCCUGGCCCGAGAUCCACUGGCCUGCGCAGAAGGCUUCAGAGUUCUGGUGCUUCUGGCGCUGCGGCACCUCCUUGGAGUCCGGUUCUGCCCGCGCUGUCCAGACUGCGCGGCUUCCGACUCGCCCUGCGCUGACGCGUUUGGCAGCAACGCUACGGCGACGGGCGGCGUGCUGGGUCGGGUCGACGCCGUGUACGGCUCGAUCGAGUGUCAAAAGGCCGGCUCCCUACAUGGCCACUUCCAAGUCUUUGUGCAGUGCUUCCACCAACAUACGCCCCUGUCGCAACUGAUGAAGCUGGAAGAAGAGGGCGGCGUGAGACGACUGUUCCAGAAGUACGCGAGCUACUCUGCCCAUGUGAGGCGCAGCGUCUAUUGUCGACCUGACCUAUGGCAAGAAGGGCUGCGCGAGACCGUGGAAGCCGAUUGGCCGGAAUAUAAAGAUAGCAGUUUGAUGCUGAGCCGGCCGGCGUAUCAGACCGACGCUUCGAUGAGCCCGGCCGACUGGAAAGCCCGUUUCCUGGAGGUGGAUGUAGAGGAGCUACAGCAGCGCAAGCAGCAUCACGUCCACCUGCCCGGCCCAGACGGGCAGCGACAGCCCUUGGCCCACUGCCAGGACGCCCGGGACCUGUCCAAAUGCAAGAGCGGCUUCCCCAGAGACAAGGCUCUAGUGGAUGGGACAGUCUUGGUGUGCCCCGGUCUCGGCCAGAACUUUGAGCUACCUGUCAAAGGCAAGCGGAGCUUGCUCGGGGUCUGCUGGGGCCCGGUCAACGAGCCGAACCUCAACGGGAACCACCCCGCGUUCCUCGCGGCGCUGAGAUGCAACGGAGACCUGCAGCUACCCUACCGUUUCCCGAUCACUACCGAGACGCACAGCGACUCGCUUUGCGAGGAGAACUGCGCGGGCAGGCAAGCCAUUCGCUUGCUGAUCAGAGAGGCGCAGCUGACGCAGGCGGCGCAAGCUGGAUAUGCCUGCGACUACAUGAACAAGCGACUGGCGAUCGCCCGGGCCGAGAUCCAAGAGUGGCAGCGGGGGCAGCGGGACUUAGCGGCGGAUCUGGAAGACAAGCCGGUCGGCUACCUCGCGGCUCGAAGCAACAAGAGGCUAAUCACGGAUAUUUACUCCAGGGGGGUCUGCCGCGGCGCCGUGGAAUGCUGCAACCUGAUCGUCAACUCUGGCAAGAACGACCCGACCUCUGCGGAAACGAUUAAGACGGCCCCCGUGACGGAUAUUUCGCUGUCGUUUGGAUUGCGGCUGAUGGAAGCCGCGGAAACCGGUGAGCCGUGGCCCGUGGAGCCGCGGCGCCAGCAGCCGGAUAAGCGCGACUUUGGGCUGCGUCAGACUGUCUCCAGGCCGGCCUUUUGGACCUUCUACGGAUCGCGCGGAAAAGAUCCUCGAGUCUUCGAAUUAUCUGCCUUCGAAUUUGCUCGCCACUUCCAGUGCGCCGUAGCCAGACAUCCUCGCAAGGUCGCGGACUUAGGCUGCGAAGGCGAAGAGGAAGAGGAGGAGGGCGACGAGGGGCGCAAUUGCGGAGCCGAGUUCCACGCUUACUUGAAGAUAUUGGCGCGUCUCCGCCGCGCCGCGCUACUGCCCGGGACGCACUAUCGCGUCAAGGAUCUCGGCGGCGAAGACUGGGUCGCGCUGAGCGACGGCGCUCUGGGGCAAACCUUCAGGCACGAUUGGGUAGCAGUCCUACGGCGCCGGCCCAACAUCCCUGUGGUUCAAGGAUACUGCCAAGAAGGUGCUCCUGCUGUUCUUUCCAUGGCCAAGAAGGUGCUCCUGCUGUUCUUUCCAUGGACAAACGAUCCUUCAGAAGCUACCUCUCGCGUGCCCUAUUUGAGCAGCUUCAAGGCCCCGGGCGUCAAGACCUGGAGACACGCGCUGCGAUUCCGCCUGCUGCGAGACGGGUUCCCGACCGAGGAGGUCAAGCAGUUUGCUCAAAACUUCUGCUUCGUCUACGGCCUGCCGCGAGAACUUCAGCCGAGCGACAAGCUGGAGGAAAACAGCGACAACGAGUUCGAAGACGAGCCGAUGGAGCUGGAGGAGGAAGACCUCCUGGCGGCGCAGGCCACGCGCAUCAAAGGCGCCGCGCAGCCGGGCGAAGCUGGGGGAGGAGAGGAAGAAGACGCCGAGGCAGAGACGCCAGACGCGACCGCCAAGGCGCAGCGGAUCGCCCGCACGGAGCAGAUGUUCCAGCUGUCCAAGGAAGUCUGGGGCGGGGCGGCCGCGUCCGGCGAGGGCGACCCAAGCUUCGCCCAACACUAUGCCGAUAUGGCGGCCAAGCAGGCCGUGGAAGACCACGACGAGCUCGAGGAGGCGGCCAAGGCCUCCCGCGAGAAAGCCAGCAAAGGAGGCGCCAAUGCAAAGGAGGGCCCCGGAGUGAGCGCGGUCCGCCCGCUCGUGACAAAGGCCGGCCUGCUCGGGUGGCUGGAAGCCAAGCGGCCCAACCUAAACGCCAAGCAGCAAGAAAUCUUGGCGCUAGUCGUGGAGCGGGUUCUGAUCGAGUGUGGCCUGCUCGCGCCGGAAGAGUCGAGUCGCCAAAGCGGCGAGCCCUUGGUGUGGCUAUUACACGGGCCUCCGGGCGCGGGAAAGUCUCACGUCCUGAAGUACUUGAGGGAACUCUUCGAAGAGCAGCUCGGCUACGUCCAAGGCAUCGACUACGAGGUCGCCGCCUUCCAGGCUGUGAACGCCGCGGACAUCAAGGGCAAGACGAUCCACAACGUCUGUGGUUUGAGCGCCGACUGGAAGGCCGUCGACCGCGCCGUCAGCAAGGAGGUGGCCAAGCGGAUGGGGCUCUGGCGCUGGCUCAUCAUCGACGAAGUCAGCAUGGUGAACGCCCGGCUCCUGGCGCAAGUGGAUCAGCGCCUGCGCAGCGCGGUGCCAGACGCGGCCGCCUGGAAGCUCGACCCCUCCGCCAACUCCUCCCGACCCUUCGCGGGCAUCAACGUGCUCUUCACCGGGGAUUUCUAUCAACUGCCUCCGCCUAGCGGGGCGUACUUGGGCGACGUCCCCUACAAUCGGCGCCCGCGAGCGCCCGACGACUUGACGGCCCCGGACCCCUUGGCGGACUAUGGCAGGGAGCUGUUCUGGGGCGGCGCCGUCCAAGGCGUCACCGAGUUGGAGGAGCGGGAGAGAUGCAAGGACGGCUGGUGGAAUGCAGUUGUGGACGAGCUACGAGCCGGGCACCUCUCGGAGCGCAACUGGAAAUAUCUCCAUGGGCUCCCGGUGGAAGGCUGCGCCCUGUCCGACGAAGAACGGGCGUCUCGACGACGAGUCGUCGCGGGCCACAGCGACCCGCGGCUCCAGGAAGCCAAGUUCAAGCAGGCGCCAGUCAUCGUCGCGAACAACGACGCCAAGUUUCAGAUCAACAAAGACCGCGCGCUGCGCUAUUCGAAGGAGUCGGGCGCGCCGCUGCGGUGGGCCGCCGCCGCUGACAGGCCGGGCUUGGCGCUCUUGCAGACUCAGGCCUGCGACAAGGCGGCGAGGGUCCGUUGGCUGCAAUACCAUGACAGGGACACUGGAAACCUGUGUGGAAUGCUACCGCUUGCCGUGGGCAUGAAGGUGGCGCUGACAGAGCACUUGGACAGGUCUGAAGACAAGCUCCUUCUACGCGGCGCGACGGGGUUCGUGCAUUCCUGGCGCUGGCCUCCUGGCGCGCGGCAGCCUACCCACGUCUACGUGAAGUUUCAAGGCGCGGAGUGGCAGCUCGAAGGCGCGCCCGAGCCGGGCCUCUAUCCGGUCACGCGGCAAACCAAGGUCUGGUUCCUGGACGGCGAUCUCCCGAACUCAGAUCCCGCUAGUGCCGGCCUACGCCAUCACUGCCCACGGGAGUCAGGGUAA
Molecule: messenger RNA, 4452 nt
Organism: Effrenium voratum
Lineage: Eukaryota; Dinophyceae; Suessiales; Symbiodiniaceae
Source: the annotation of a GenBank genome assembly